Molecule: messenger RNA, 2682 nt
Organism: Pseudomassariella vexata
Lineage: Eukaryota; Fungi; Ascomycota; Sordariomycetes; Amphisphaeriales; Pseudomassariaceae
Exons: 8
Coding region: 1-2682 (893 amino acids)
Biological process (GO): DNA-templated transcription; regulation of DNA-templated transcription
Molecular function (GO): DNA-binding transcription factor activity, RNA polymerase II-specific; DNA binding; zinc ion binding
Source: RefSeq, a predicted model, not a curated record
AUGUCUACAGAUCCUUCUGUUCGCAGGCUGCUGCCGCAGAGCUCGCAUGUAGGGCAGUUCUCGUUCGCGCCGCCAGCAUACCAACAGACCCGGGAAACCCAGAAAAACUACGUGUUCGUGGAUGAGCAUAAUCGCCACAAGCGGCUGAAAGUGAUGAGAGCUUGUGAAGGUUGCCGGAGAAGGAAAAUUAAAUGUGACGCUGCAACGACAAAUACAUGGCCAUGCUCGGCCUGCAUACGGCUGAAGCUUCACUGCGUUCGACCUAAUGGACAGUACGAUGGAUCCCCGACAGAAACGCAAUAUGAACGGUCCGACUACGACGGUACGCAGAUGCAGGACAGCUUCAGGCAGAUGCCCAUGCAACAGCAGUCCAUGAUGGGAGGCCAUUCCAAGCCGGGCAUGUAUGGUGCGCCAGGGCCAUAUCCAGACAACCAGGACGUCUAUCAGACAGUCCAGUAUCCAGGCGGUUCUGGAGGUCAACACAAUAUGCAUUACACGACGAUUCCUCCCCCCGUGGGCAUGAUGGACCAGUCAUACGCACCCGCAAACGUCUUUCCGACCCCUCCGAUGCACCAACAGACGGCUCAUUCCGAGUCCUCGCCCGAGUCAUACCAUCAGGACCAGUACGGGCAACAUGACGUCGCCGACCUUCUGGGAACGCUCAAGAUCGAUGAAAGAGGAACUGCACCAUACUUGAACAAGAAACAGUCGCUGCGAAACCUGCAGGAAGAAGAGCCGGUCCUCGAAGAAGUUGACGAUUUCAAGAUGCCACUGCCGCCGAUCACCACGGGACCCGGCCUGAAAAUCCGCAUUCCACCAGAGUUGAUGCCGGACGAGGAGACGAUCCUGCACUAUUUUGACUUGUAUUUUGUAAACGUACAUCCUUACGUUCCCGUGCUGAACAAAGCCCAUUUUUACCAACAAUGGAACUCGAAUCGAGAGUCCAUCUCCCCUCUGGUUUUGGAAGCAAUCUUUGCGGUAGCUGGGCGCUUGGCAGACGAACCCGCCCAGGGCCAACAAUGGAUUACUCUAGCCUCUAAACACGCCGAUUCAUUCAUGGAUGUGCCGAGGCUGAGUACCUUGCAAGCCCUCUUGAUCAUCCUCAAAGCUCGCGAGGCAUCUCCCAAACGUGGCUACUAUUACCGCUCUUGGAUGUCCAUAGUCAACUGCGUCGCAAUGGCCAAGGAUCUUGGUCUUGACGAGCACUUCGAAGAUCACAAAGCUGGCAAGCCUUGUGGGUCCAAUCCCCUCGAGUGCUGUAUGAAGACUCGAAUCUGGCAGACGAUUUUUGUCUGCGAGGUCAUGAUUGGCAGUCCUCAAGGUCGCGAUGAUCUCUCGGUUGAUUUGAAUUCCUUGGACUUCAGCGUUCCAAGACCCAUGCCCGGUGGCGACGAAGCCGAAUAUCACGUUGGUCGAAAUUUCACCUACUUGGCUCGAAUUGUGCACAACAUCAGCCGAAUGAACUCUGUCUACAGCAGGAUAAAGAGAAGGAAGGACUGGGGUAUUGACCCGGAAUUCGUCCAACUAAACCCAUCCCUCAACGCGUGGCUGAGCGACCUCCCCGCCGAUCUAUCCAUCACGUUCCCUCCGGACAACUCGCCUCCUUGGUUGCCAUCGCACUAUAUUGGCAAUCUGCACUCUUACUACUACCUGGCUCUGAUUCUACUUCAUCGACCUCAACUCACUUUCCUCGAGCCGACGAGCCCGGAUGGGCAGUGGAAGUCACACAUGAUUCUGUGUUAUAAUUCAGCCAAAUUGCUGUGUCGCACGCAAGAAUCCAUGUUGCAAUCCUAUGGUCUGAGUGGUCUUCAAUGCAUGCAAAGAGGCAUCAGCUUCACCAUCUACGCCAUCCUCUCGUGCAUCGUCCUCCACCUUGUGGCCUUGACGUCUCCGGACCCCGAUCUGAACACCGACGCCCGGGACUACUUUACACGGCACAUGCGGAUUCUCGAGAAGACGAUGGGGUCCUGGCCCAUACCCGAGAUGGUCAAGCAAAUUGAUGCGGUUCGAGAAGCGUUCUCUGCUGACACCCGGAAACCCUUUGUGCUAAAGCCUAGUUUUCCCUACGGGAGCCCGUCCCCUACGACCCAAUCUAGUCCGCCUCGUGCCACUACUUUCAGGCCGCCAAUGCUCAGGACCGGCUCGAUGGACCAGGGCUUAGAUCAAAACUCGCAAGUCAGUUAUACCAGCCAUCCAAUCACGCCACCAAUUUCCGCAGGUGCUGGGGACAACAAAAGUGACUCUCCUGCUGUACAGUCACUCGUCAUGAUGGCUUCGGGCCAGAAUUCGCAAGCUCCUCCAAUGCCGCACGGAAUGUCCAUGGCGGAUCCGCCAAGUUGGAAUCCUUCGCGCAUCUUUGAUCAGUGGAACACGACCUUCGGUACGCCACCAGCCCAACCCCAGCCAAGUUCCGUUGCCCCUCAGUCCAGUUCUCUAAGUAUCCCCGCUUCUUCAGGUGCCCCAGAAGUCCCAUCGAUCCAGGACAUUCAGAGCGCACACGCCAGUCUCCCAGGCGCUUCCCAGUCUAUGGCACCCCAGUUCUCGGCCCCGCCUGUGCAAACCUUCGUCACGCCAGCCAUGUGGCAAGAAUCUGUAGCUAGUGUCUACGAGGGAGGUCUGAAAAGACAAUGGGACUACGACGGUGGCAACUCGAUCGCCGGCGCCAUGGCAAAACGUCGCUGA